GCUGGAUUUUCCACGUCUAAAUUGUCCUCCCUCCACUUUCCCUCUGGAUCCUGCAAGUGAAAGAGGAGCUUGGGCUAUUUUUAGCAAAACCAAGCAACACUUCUCAUUUACAGCCAGCUUACUUUGCACGCUGCCUGGGGGAGAAAAUGGUUCCCAACCACAAAGUGCUCAGGAAGUCUGGUUUUGACUGUAUCCCAGAUCACCCACUCAACUCGGAUUUAGUUAACAGAUUAAAGAAUGCCCUGGAAGUGGAGGAUGAAGAGACUGUGAUGGAUUUACUCUGCAGUGAAGUGAAACAUGUGGAUGCCACCAUAGAACUAUCUAAUGAUGACUGGAUGAAAGACCCAGCAGCUCAACUGCACCCUCUGGUGUUAGGAGACCUGAAGAAGCUCAAAGCCCUCAUCGACCAGUACUAUGAAGAUGUCAAUGUGGUCUUUGAAAUCAAUAAAAAUGAACUGGAAUGGCAGGUGAAAAGCCAAGCUGCUUACGGACUGUCAGGCCUGUGGUCUCUGGAAUACAAGAGGGAUCUGACCAACCCCCUCUGCAUCUCAGCCUGCCAUGGACAUACCGCUUGUCUUCGCCACCUGCUCUUCUGGCGGGCAGACCCCAAUGCAGCCCCAGGAGGACGAAGUGCCCUCCAUGAAGCCUGUAGCAAAGGGCACACUGAAUGUGCUGAGCUCUUACUGGAACACAAGGCCAAUCCUAAUCUUCUGAGUGACGAUGGUCAAGCCCCUCUGCAUCUCUGCACCACCCAGGACACAUUGGGGUGUGCCAAAGCUUUGGUGAGAUUUGGUGCCCUGGUGAAUCUACCAAGCGAAGAAGAUCAAGAAACUCCUCUUCACAUAGCAGCCAAACAUGGCCUUUAUAACCACUUGCACCUGUAUUUGAGGUAUGGUGCUACUGUGGACAAGAAGAACAGUCUGGAAGAGACAGCACUCAGUGUAGCUUGCAGAGAAGCAAAGAACAUGGAGAACCAAGAUAGCUACUUGCAAGUAUGCAAGCUGCUGCUGGCAUAUGGAGCAGAUGUGAACACUGUGGAUGAAGAAAUAAAGACUCCCCUUCACAAGGCCUGUAGGAAUGCUAAUCACAGCUUGGUCCAGCUCCUGCUGCAGAGACGAGCUGAUGUCAAUGCAAUAGAUUACAACGGAGCAUAUCCCAUGUCCUGUGUCCUGCAGGCCGCAGCUUUUAAACAAGAGCUGAAGCCACAUUUCACAGUGCAAACCUUGCUAAAUCAUGGCUCUCAAAAAAUAUGGCCUACAGCUUUUGUCAAGGUGCUGAAAUCAUGUGCCUCUAUGCCAGAGAUCAUUGAAAUACUGUAUAAUUCCUAUCCUCAUCUGCCCAUUUCUGAAAAGUGGAUAGAAGUUAUUCCAAAAGAAGAUUUUCAGAGGCAUCCAGCUUUCUAUGAGUCCUUCUUCAGUCAAACAACCAGAGUCCGGCAUCUCCAACAUCUUUGCCGGUGUGCAAUCAGGGGAAGGUUUGGCAGUAGGUGCCAUUAUCUCAUCCCCAUGCUGCCUGUUCCUAAACCACUGCAAAACUAUCUUCUGUUAGAACCUGAGGGUAUUGUGCUUUGAGAAAUUGCCAAAUAACCAGAUCUCAUUGCUGUGGGGCGAUUCCCGCUGGGGAAUUUUUGGACUUCAGACAUGUUUGUGAAUAAAGUGUUUACCAUUUUGAUUAAAAUGCAUGUGUGUGCAUGCACACACACACACUCUCUCUCUCUCUUUGAGACACUGUAUUAAUAUGAUCAGAGAUCUUUACAACAAAAUGGAGCUUAUGUUUCUCUAGCAUUCCUGUAUGAUGUACCGUGAAAAUAUUUUGAUUUGAUGCUUAUUGCCUGUUUCACAGACUCCUUCUUUAGUGAUAUAUUGGUGUAAUAUAAAUGGUACAAAUAAUAUAUAUACUGUAGAAGAUUAGCAGCACUUAGGAAAAAGAAUUUCUUACUGAAAUGUUGGGACUUCAGUAAAAGCUGACUCGUUGCAUUAGUUAGAAUUUUAUUUCAAAGGGCUAAUAAAGUAUG
Messenger RNA from Sceloporus undulatus (fence lizard), 2014 nucleotides. It is a transcript of the gene ASB18, whose product is annotated as ankyrin repeat and SOCS box containing 18. The transcript is spliced from 7 exons. The record is from RefSeq and is a predicted model, not a curated record. Gene Ontology annotation, biological process: neuronal action potential; negative regulation of delayed rectifier potassium channel activity; intracellular signal transduction. Bases 147 to 1571 code for a protein of 474 amino acids. Lineage: Eukaryota; Metazoa; Chordata; Lepidosauria; Squamata; Phrynosomatidae. Gene Ontology annotation, cellular component: membrane; synapse; axon initial segment. Gene Ontology annotation, molecular function: transmembrane transporter binding.